Acytostelium subglobosum LB1 is the source of this 1707-nucleotide messenger RNA. RefSeq lists its product as hypothetical. Gene Ontology annotation, biological process: protein phosphorylation. The transcript is spliced from 4 exons. The coding region runs from base 1 to 1707 and encodes 568 amino acids. NCBI's taxonomy places the organism in Eukaryota, Evosea, Eumycetozoa, Acytosteliales, Acytosteliaceae. Gene Ontology annotation, molecular function: ATP binding; protein kinase activity. The record is from RefSeq and is a predicted model, not a curated record.
AUGGAAAGGACCUUUAUCGAUAGACAUCUAUGUCCAGGUAAUUCUGAUGCUGAAGGAUUACCAGAUGGUGCCAAUGCAUUUAGGAUAAAUAUCGAUGACUUGGAGUUUGGACCAGAGAUUGGAAAGGGCGCCUAUGGCAAGAUAUUCAAGGGAGAGUACUUUGGUACACCAGUUGGCAUAAAGGAGAUAUCAUUGUCACCAAAGGAAUCACAUUAUAAGGACAUGGUCAAGUUUAUACAGAGAGAGGUGGCCAUGCUUAGAUUCUCUCAUCCUAAUUUGGUCCAGUUCAUUGGUAUCGCAGAGCGAGCUCAAUGCAUAUAUAUAGUGACAGAGUUUGUUGCCGGAGGCGACCUGGCAUACUAUCUGUUCAAGAACAAGGAGAGCAACACACUGUGUCCAACAACACCCGAGCAGCAACAAUAUUGCGACAGACUUGUAAACAAGAGGAUGAGCAUUGGAGGUGCGAGUGAUACACUGGCAGGCGACAACAACAGCACAGAGAGACUGGUCAACAUGAGUUGGCCACUGAGGAUAAAGAUUGCGUAUGACGUUGCAUGCGCCAUGACUUAUCUUCACUCGCGACAGGUCAUUCAUCGCGACUUAAAGUCCACCAACUUGUUGGUAGGCGAGAGCUGGAGGAUAAAGGUCUGCGACUUUGGCUUUGCCCGCACUGCCAGCCCACUCAGCAAGGCCAAGCGCAUGACAAUAUGUGGCACGGACAAUUGGAUGGCUCCAGAGGUGAUGCUUGGCGAGGACUACAAUCAAGCAUGCGACGUAUUCUCUUAUGGCAUUGUGUUGGCCGAGAUCAUUACAAGACUGGAGAUCACUGGAUUGAUGAGACCAUUCUCACUCAAGUAUGGCCUGGACGUGGACGUCCUCCUGCCUCUGAUCCCGAGGGACUGCCCGCCCCCAUUCCUCAAGCUGGCGUUGGACUGCACUGAGUACGACCCACUGAAGCGACCCACAUUCAAAGAGAUCACCGAGCGACUAAAGAGCUUGACCAAGCGCCUGUCUCCCGCUUCUCCAAUCCUUCCACCACUGCGCAUUUUGGCUCAAACUCCGCUCAGCUCUCCCUUGCUCUCGCCACGUCUGAUCAGACGGCGCCAAGAGGCUGCCUCACCACUGUCCAUCUGUGACGACGAGUCAGACAUUGAGUCGGACGACGAGUCAUCCUACCACCUGGAGCUCGAAGGUGGCGGCGGUGGCGUGGGAUGCUUCAGCGGCCGCUUCACACUGACACACAGCAACAGCAGUGGCAACCUUGUGAUCAACCCGGUAACCAAACGAAUGGGAUACAUCUGUACCGAUAUAGAGGUGUCAUCAAUCACACCACCCUACGUCAGCAGUCCCAAUCGUCAAUCACCCGUCCACUUCUCACCAGCAUCGAUCAGCUCGGCCACCACAUCAAAGUCACCAUCACCAUCCAACCUCUCACCAUCACUCAACCAAGGUGUCUUUGUUCAAUCACCUGGACAAUGUAGUAACAACAACAGUAGUAGUAGCAGUAGUAGUAGUAGCAGUAACAGUAAUAAUAAUAGUAAUAAUAGUAAUAGUAAUAAUAAUAGUUUGUUACUCAAGUCACCAAAGGCCAGAUCACCACUCAGACAUAUUGACAAGGAUCACAUUGAUCAGUUGUCAUCCUCCUCAAUAUGGACACCGGUAGUGUCAAUAGGAAGAACAGCACUUCUAAACACACCAUCAUCAUAA